AGCGACAUUAGCCGCCCAGUGGCUUCGGUUCGAUGUCAGCUGUGCACCUGACAGAUGUUCGCUAGCAAUUCCCAUCGACAGAACAUAAUUUCUCGCCUCUCUUCCCCUUUAAAGCGAGCGAACUUCCCUGUUCAGCGUUGAACGCGCUUCUGGUGUGCAGCGCCGCAGAUCAAAGGGUGACAUGAUUCUGCUUUGAUCGGUGUUCACGGUACAUUCAUACAUUCUACGGACAUUUAAAGCAGGAUGGAUUUGGACGUGGUGAACAUGUUCAUCAUUGCUGGAGGGACGCUGGCGAUCCCCAUCCUGGCUUUUGUAGCCUCCUUCCUUCUCUGGCCUGCAGCUCUCAUUAAGGUUUAUCACUGGUAUUGGCGCAGAAGGCUGGGAAUGCAGCUGGAUUUUGCUGAAUAUGAAGGAUAUCGCUUUUGUUACUCUCACAGAGGGACUCCAGGAACCCGUCCGUCCGUCCUCAUGUUACACGGCUUCUCUGGACACAAAGACAUGUGGCUUGGUGUGGUCAAGUUUCUUCCUAAAAAUGUGCACUUGGUGUGUAUUGACAUGCCGGGACAUGAGGGUACGACACGCACCAGCGCUGUGGAUUACUCCAUCGAGGGCCAAGUCAAACGGAUACACCAGUUUGUGAAGAGCGUUGGUUUGAACAAAAAGCCCUUUCAUUUGAUCGGCACAUCCAUGGGAGGAAACGUGGCUGGAGUUUAUGCCGCCCGUCACCCUUCUGAUCUCUGCGCCGUCACGCUCAUCUGUCCAGCAGGUCUUGAGUAUCCCACUGAAAGCAAGUUUGUUCAGCGUUUGAGGGAACUGGAGAAAACUCAGAACAGCGACGGGAUCCCGCUGAUACCCUCUACCCCAGAGGAGAUGGAGGAGAUGCUCAAACUGUGUUCAUACGUGCGCUUUAAGAUCCCUAAACAGAUUCUUCAAGGACUGGUUGACGUUCGUAUUCCUAACAAUGACUUCUACCGCGAGUGCUUUAUGGAGCUUGUCGGAGAGAAAUCCAGACACUCUUUACAGGAGAACAUGCAUCUCAUUUCAACUCCUCUGCAGGUUAUUUGGGGGAAAAAUGAUCAGGUGUUGGACGUGUCCGGGGCUUCGGUUCUGGCAAAGGCCGUUCCAGGAUCUCAGGUUCAUCUGCUAGACAACUGUGGUCAUUCAGUAGUGUUGGAGCGGCCGAGGAAAUCCGCCCAGCUCAUCAUGGACUUCAUCAUCGCACAACAGAACGCAGGAAUCAACAGCAACAAGAAACUGUCCUAACACUAGACUUUGUAUAUCUUUAAGAUAUACAAGAUACGGCUUUGUGGUUGGUUGAAGGUUAAGCAAGGUUAAGCUGCUAACCUAAAGGAUGCUGGGUUCAUCUCAAAUAAAGGACAAGUAGAAAGAUGGAUGAAAGACUUUUAAAGCAACAACACAAGAUUUUACUAUGGAAGCUUGUUUUUGUCACUGAAAAAAAAGGUAAUUACGACUUUUUUCCUCAGAAUUGCAUGAUAUAAAUUUGCAACUGAGUUUUUUUUCUCAGAAUUGUGAGAUAUAACUUUUUUCUCGUAAUUCUGCCUUUUUCUCACUAUACUGACUUGAUUUGUCUAAAUCGUGAGAUAUAAAAUGUCAACUGUGAGUUAUAAGUCCAGAUCUGAAGAAAAAAAGUCUAUUUGUUGAGUUUAUAUUUUGCAAUUCUGGCUUUUUUUUUCACAAUUGCAGGUUUUGUUAUUUUUCAGAAUUGCAACUUUGUAAUUCUGUCAGUUUACCUUGCAAUUAUGAGUUCAAAAUGUAAUUCUGUUGGGGAAAAAGUCUGAAGUGUGAGAUAAAAAGUCACAAUUACCUUUUUAUUUUAUAUUCAGUGGCAGAAACAGAUUUCCAUAUUUUACAACCUGUAAAUAAUCAGUAAAAGUUAUUUUUGUAGUUGAACGCUCAGGGACGCACAAUAACCGCUGAGUUGAAAAGCACUUCAGAAGCUAUGCAGAUACAGAUCGAUGUCCUGCAGACGGUAUCUAUUCCAGUCCAACCUAGAAUAGACCAAAAACAGUAACUAUUAAUAUAUUUCUAAUUUUCCACCAUUCCAAGUUUGAAUGAACUACUUAGACGGCUUUUCCGGGCAUCAAGGGCCAGAAAUGCUGUCUGCUUUUAGAUUUUGAGACAUGGCCUGUAUGUUUAUCCCUUUUGUUGUUCUUAACCUUGUCGUUUUCCAUUUUACCAUGAUUUAAUCUUAACGUGAAACGUGUGUCUUUAUCAUUCAGACAUCAUUAUUCUUUCCUGUACUACUGUAGUUCUUACAGUUUUAACAUUGUACAUAAGACUGUCUUGAAAAUGCAUUUUGGAAAUCAUGACUUUCUUAGAAUCUGCUUAAUACUGUCUUUAAAUGCAUAUUUAGCGAAUACAGUAUUUUUCGUGACUUUAGGUUCGGUUUACAUGGUCUUGAAACACAGGAGACGUAGUGAGGUUUUCAUUUUAUUUAUCAGUGAUAAUGUAUCACAACAUUUUCUUGGAAAGAUUCUCCAAAUCACACAGGAGCUUAGAACAGAACGUGGUUUAGAUAUGACUAAAUAUCUUUAUGAAAGACAUCUAGGUGCAUUUGCAUCAUAUUACGGCUUGUGGCUUCAUGGAAGACCAGAAUCACAAAGUACUUAAUAGUAUAAAUAUUUUUCCAAGCUGAAAAUUAUUAUUGUAUCCUUUUAAUGUAAAAAGAAAAUAAAAACUUUAAUUAAAAGUUUGA
Messenger RNA from Labeo rohita (rohu), 2716 nucleotides. It is a transcript of the gene abhd6a, whose product is annotated as abhydrolase domain containing 6, acylglycerol lipase a. The record is from RefSeq and is a predicted model, not a curated record. The transcript is spliced from 9 exons. Bases 244 to 1263 code for a protein of 339 amino acids. NCBI's taxonomy places the organism in Eukaryota, Metazoa, Chordata, Actinopteri, Cypriniformes, Cyprinidae.